Messenger RNA from Carassius carassius (crucian carp), 1685 nucleotides. Its product is annotated as mothers against decapentaplegic homolog 3-like. The transcript is spliced from 9 exons. The record is from RefSeq and is a predicted model, not a curated record. Gene Ontology annotation, biological process: transforming growth factor beta receptor signaling pathway; cell differentiation; regulation of transcription by RNA polymerase II. Gene Ontology annotation, molecular function: I-SMAD binding; DNA-binding transcription factor activity, RNA polymerase II-specific; RNA polymerase II cis-regulatory region sequence-specific DNA binding. Gene Ontology annotation, cellular component: heteromeric SMAD protein complex. NCBI's taxonomy places the organism in Eukaryota, Metazoa, Chordata, Actinopteri, Cypriniformes, Cyprinidae. Bases 241 to 1518 code for a protein of 425 amino acids.
GGAUGGUCAUGAUCAUGAGAGAGACGGAGCUGUGCUGCUGUUGAGCGCUGAACUUGAGACCGUGUCUCGGUCACGUCUCAAGUGCCUCUCACUUUUGUCAAUUUUACUAUCGACCGCUAAGCAGUUUGUUUUGAUAUACCGCCUUCGGAUUACAUUGAAGAUAAAAAAAGUAUCCCGAGUUUUUCUCCGAGUUGCGUGCGACACUGCGCUAUAGAGCAACGUUGAACUGAAUUCAACAUCAUGUCAAUCUUACCGUUCACUCCGCCGAUCGUGAAGAGGUUGCUGGGCUGGAAGAAGGGAGAGCAGAACGGACAGGAGGAGAAAUGGUGCGAAAAAGCCGUCAAGAGUCUGGUGAAGAAGCUGAAGAAGACGGGACAGCUGGACGAGCUCGAGAAAGCCAUCACAACUCAGAAUAUCAACACCAAGUGCAUCACCAUACCACGAUCACUAGAUGGUCGGUUGCAAGUAUCUCACAGAAAAGGACUUCCUCAUGUGAUCUACUGUCGUCUUUGGCGCUGGCCGGACCUGCAGUCUCAUCAUGAGCUCAGAGCCAUUGAACUCUGUGAGUUUGCCUUUCACAUGAAAAAGGACGAGGUCUGUGUCAAUCCCUACCACUACCAGCGGGUCGAGACACCAGUUCUUCCUCCAGUGCUGGUGCCUCGUCACACUGAAAUCCCCAGUGAAUUUCCUCCUCUGGAUGACUACAGUCACUCCAUCCCAGAAAACACCAUUUUCCCCGCUGGCAUCGAACCCCAGAGCAACUACAUACCAGAAACGCCCCCUCCAGGCUACAUCAGUGAGGAUGGAGAGACAAGCGAUCAUCAGAUGAACCGCGGUAUGGACACAGGGUCUCCAAAUCUGUCACCGAACCCUGUUUCUCCUGCCCACAACAAUUUAGAUCUACAGCCGGUGACAUACUGUGAACCAGCAUUCUGGUGCUCUAUCUCCUACUAUGAGCUGAACCAGAGAGUCGGUGAAACUUUCCAUGCCUCCCAGCCCUCUUUAACAGUAGACGGCUUCACAGACCCGUCCAACUCUGAACGCUUCUGUCUGGGCCUGCUGUCCAACGUUAAUCGCAACGCUGCUGUGGAGCUCACGCGCAGACACAUUGGCCGAGGUGUGCGUUUGUACUACAUCGGAGGUGAAGUGUUUGCAGAGUGUCUAAGUGACAGCGCCAUUUUUGUUCAGAGUCCCAACUGUAACCAACGUUAUGGCUGGCACCCCGCCACUGUUUGCAAGAUCCCACCUGGCUGUAAUCUGAAGAUCUUUAAUAACCAGGAGUUUGCAGCUCUGUUGGCCCAGUCUGUGAAUCAGGGCUUUGAGGCCGUGUACCAGCUCACCCGCAUGUGCACCAUUCGUAUGAGCUUCGUGAAGGGCUGGGGAGCCGAGUACAGGCGGCAGACAGUGACUAGCACCCCCUGCUGGAUAGAACUGCACCUGAACGGUCCUCUUCAGUGGCUGGACAAAGUGCUCACUCAGAUGGGCUCCCCCUCCAUCCGCUGCUCCAGUGUGUCAUAGGAAUAACACUCCCUACACAAACACAACAUAUACAAACCACAAGAUCUGGGGCAAAAACAGUUCCUUCAGGAGUCAAAGGCUGAAGACCUUCAAGUUGAAGACUCUGUAGCACUUUCACACGUGUCUCAUGUUGGAGGAGUGUAUUACAGUAUAUGUAUAUGUACAUA